AAACAGAAGCUGUUGUUGAAGUAGAGGAAGGAUGUUUUGGAAUGCGGCGGUCACCGAAUAGUGUGUGCAUUUGGUGCCCCAAUUCUCACGUUUUAAAUGCCUAAAAUUGGAGUGUUACCGUUCCUCGGGUGGUUUCAAACGAAACCCCUUUAGCGCGGGCCCCACCGUUCCCAUUAAUCCAUCCAUGCUGUGUCUGUUUAAAACACAAUUCAGCGUUCAAUUCAAUGUGUUAAAUGGAUAUAACAAAAUGAAAGUGUUAAAAUGAGUUCGAGGCCCCAUUCUGGAAGUAAAUCCUCGACCGGACAUAGACGUUCGGAAUCAGGGGGCCAUCAUCAGCACUCUUCCGGUUCGGGGCAAAGUUACGAUGAACACAAAGAACGGAAACAUCAUCGUUCGAAAUCGGGGGUGCAAGAACGUGAAAGAACCGAAUCUGGUUCAUCACAAUUAUCGAACAGGUUAGAAUUUCGUUCGGCUCAAGGUCUCGCCAAUGAUAAUAUUAAUCAAAUGAUUGUUCGCCCAACCACUUUGUUGCCAUUACGUCCCACACAAGAUGGUUCCGUUGAUUCUACUCUCCCGGAACGACAACCACUAAAAUUUGAUGUAAAUCUUAUUGGGGCUCCUCCUGAAGUCGAACAACUCGUUAAAAACAUCAAACAGGUUGCUGAAACGUUUUUGUAUCAUUGGAAAACUUUCCCUAUCGUUCUUCCAACUCCGGUUUCUCAAACCGAUUCAUUUCCAACAUCACAAGUUUCUUCGGACGGAUCUUUAUCCCGAUCUCGUUGUAAAUUCCACCUUCGCGAUCUCUUUGUGGCGCCAUCUUUUGACGAAUUGGAUGCGGUCGCCGUUGACGGGAAAGGCGAGCCGAGGAAAUUAACCGGAAAACAAUUAGAGUACAUCCGGGAAAGAGGCUUGCACAAGGAUAAAUAUGGAAAGCCGAAACGGCUCAACUGCGAACAACUAGAGUCAAUUAGACGUCACGGUUCUUUUGAAGUGGAAUCAUUGAAUUUUCCGGGUCAACAGCACAAAUGGCAACUUUCUCAAUUACUUCAGAAAGGUACGGAGCGCAGUCGAGAAUCUCUCCUCAACGAUUUAGCUUUAUCGUUACGGUUUUUGGUGGUAACCGGGAAAGGGAGGCUCGUUUCGCAUUUUUUCAGCGUUUCCCAAGCUUUAAAGAGUCUUUUAAAAGGGGUUUUAAGAAUAAUCGAUGUUUUAAUUGGAAUUCCGAGCUUGCAAGCUCACAAUUUGGACACGAAAAUCCGCGAGGAACGUAGUAAAUACCUCGUUGCUGAAUUAGUUUGCAGGCCCGAACAUGAAGAUUCGUUGGAAAUGUUGUGUUCGUACGUUCGUAAACAACUGCGUAGAGCUGCCACGGAAAAAUUUGAGGUUGCUAAAGAGUGCACUCAAACUCCAGUUUCCGUUCCCUACAAAUAUUUGACUCCGGCAACCACCGAAUUAGAUUUAAGACUUUGGGAUCGGACUUUAAUAAGAAAAGCGAUCCCCGUUUUGGUAUCAAUUUUAGAGCGAGAAACUCGCGGGUGGUUUCUACACUUUCGAGAGCGUCUCAUUGCAGAGCUCCGAGCUGAGAAAAUGUGCGACGAAGAUAUUGAACAACAAGUUAAUGAAGCCGUUAUGAAGGAAUAUUUACAAAGGGUUUAUAACAGUAUCUUAUCGCACGCUGAUAUCCAAGCUUUAGGGGAAGGAAUUCCCCAGUUGUUUGUGCAACAAGCCCAAAGUGUUGUUUUAAUGCAUCGAGCCGUGGAAAGCGUUCAAUUGCGUUUAACCAAAAGCCAAGAAUGUUUUAGAAUUAAACUCUACAACACACACCCAGUUUUAUCGAGAAUCGAACCUUGGUUACGAUCUAAAUUACACGCAGCUCAGGUUAGGUUUAGCUUCGAAAAUCAAUGGAGCGCCCAUCAGGAGGCUUUAUCGUAUUGUACACAACAAAAACUUAAUCAAACUAUGUACUUUUUAAAUCGUGAUCUCGCUUUUAUGAAAGAGAGAGAACCAGCUUUAUUACGUGAAUUACGCAAAGUAAAAACCCCAACGCGUAGUUUUUUAUGGCCCACCCAAAUCUGGUUACCAACGAAUUGGAUUGUUCGUCGCAGUUUUCAAGGUCAAUCAGAAAUAAUUCCUACCAUCCUAAGCAAACAAGCGACAAGCAUAACAACGCCACGUUCCGAUCCGAGUCAGCCCGUUUUUCUGGUUGAAAAAGAAAUCGUAAGAACCACAACAACCCGUUGGCCAUUAUGGCGCGUUUUUAAUUAUUUCCAUCGAUCGUGGUGUUGGACCUGGAACGCAAUGUUUUUCUUUGGGGUUGUUUUGCCAUGGUGUAGCCCGGUGGGGUUGCGAGCCCUUCUUUGCGUAAAACCCUUCAUGCCCGAUUUAGAGUUAUCCCAAGUGAAUGGAACCUUGUUUCCAAGAAAAAGCAGUUUGACGUCGACGCUUUGUUCGCGGUUGGUUAAUUUGUGGAGACACAUUUCGAAAUCUCGGACGCAUUUUGAAACGAAACCCGACACCGGGUUCAUUGGGAAAGGGUUAACGCGACAUUUAAAUCGAGUUUGGAAUUACGCCGGGAAAGGAUUGUGCGGGACGUUGUUUUUAGUGGUGGUUUUUCCGGUUGUUUGUGUUGCGGUUAUCGUGGGGAGUCUUUUUGUGGCCGUUUUCGCUGUUUUGUGGAUGCCCGUUUUAACUUUGGGGGUCCAAAUAACGAAUGGAUUGAUUUAUGACCUCGAUAGCCCGGAGAGUCAGAAGAAUCGAUAUUUCAUCGUUUUCGAAGCUUUGAUUUUUAAUAUUAUAAUCGAGGGAUUAAUCCAACCGAUUUUGGCUUUAUUUGUCGCUGCUGUUAUUUGUCCAUUAAUAGCUCUUAUUAUUUUAGCAGGUGGUGUUUCUCGAUAUUGGUUACGAUUAUUAUGGGAUACAACUCUUUUUCAUUUAAUAAUAAAGAAGCGUGGUCGAAUUCCCGCAAGCGAUAGUUUCGUUGUGAAAAGAAUUGCUGGGCCGGGAUUAGCGGCGGAUUAUUAUUUUCAAAUAAGCCCGGAACAAGCUUUGGCGGCUUUUGAGGCGAAAAUGGAAUGGGAUGAGCUCUCCGCGUAUCAAUUAAUAGUUGAAAACACGAUUAUGCAGCCCCAAAAAGAUUUUGCCCAAUUCAUUGAGGCUUGUUUUGGAAGCUUUUCGACUCAAUUAGCGAAAAACGGUCAAUAUAAAAUGUUGGAGAAGGAGGCUCAAGAUCUCGUGGGGAUUUUACACGAAAAAUUGGAAAAACGACGGAGGGAUUUGCAAACGGGGUUAAGUGUGACUGUUAAAAGUCGGAUUAAGUUGAGUAUGAACGAAUUAAAAAUUGCGAUUCAACAAGGUGCUUUAAUGUUGGAGCGAUUUUAUCCCAUUCAUGUUUUUCCGAGGAUGAGUUGUAGCGAGGAGCAAUUUUGGGAUGCGAAAACGCUUACUCCGGGUGAUUGGCCCGGAUUAGCGGGGGUUUUGUACUCUGAAUUAUUUAGCUUGGAUAUUUUAACCCCGUUGGAUCACUCGGAUACGAGUUUCCGGCUUGACCCACAUCCUCAAAUUGAUUUAUCGAGGUACACGGAGAUGGUUCAUAGUGCCCAAUUAGGUGUGGGUGGACCUGAUUUAUUGGGGAAUGUAUACACACCGAGAGGAAAUAUACAAGUUCAAUCACCAUAUUUGGAAGUUUCGGCGUUUAAUCCCCGUGCUAAAUGGGCUUGUACGGGAAAAAAACCUGAAAAGAGGCCAGAAUCAAAUACGCCAAUUAAUUCGUUAAAAAACUCAACAAAUAAAGUUUCUUUAUGGAUGCCUUGGAAGAAAAAACCAAAACCUUAUAUGCCAGAUAAAUUGGUUAUCCCCCUUCCAAUUCCUCAUCCAGCGCAUAUCGCUAUAACAAUUUAUAAUCGAGAUUCCGAUGACCCAAUUCCUUUGGAAUCGGAGAUUUGUCAAAGUAUUUUGAGGGGUAUCGAAGAAAGUCAUAUUUCACCAGAUGAAGCUGGUCGUCCAUUUGAAAUACAAGGUUUCGAAACGGCAAGUUCUAGUUCGGAAACAAUUGAAACACCAAAUACAUGUACCGGAGAUGAAUCUUUGAAUAACGAUUCGAAUCGAAAUUCCGGGGUUUAUCAAUGGACGUUGAAUAAAUGGGGACAGCGAAAACGGAUUAAUUCAGGCAGCGUCCGGGUUGAUUUGGCCAGUCCAGAAGAUGUUACAUUAGAUAGCGAUAGUACUAGAGUUGUAUUUAGCACUUACGGAACUACCGUUUGAUGAUUUUUAUUUAAUUGUCCCAUUUUAAUUUGUUAUUUUUAUCGGAAUUUUAAUUUGAUUGUUUUUUGAUGAUGAGAUUAAUAAUGUUAAUGUUUAACGAUAAACGAGGAUUAAGAAGAAAAGAUAAAGUAGAGUUAGCGAUAAUUAAUUAAUAUUAAAAA
Messenger RNA from Onthophagus taurus, 4421 nucleotides. RefSeq lists its product as uncharacterized. Lineage: Eukaryota; Metazoa; Arthropoda; Insecta; Coleoptera; Scarabaeidae. The record is from RefSeq and is a predicted model, not a curated record.